AUGCCGGCCGGUGACAAGAAGGCCCAGGCGCUGGCAAGCUACCUGGCGGUGCACGUCAAAGUGCUCCAGGAAGACCGCAAGGCCAUUGAGAAUCUCCCGAAGUCUUUGAGGGAGGUCGCCGCGCUGUACGGCGAGGUGGGUGACAAAAGGGAGCAGGAGGAUGUGAUGAAGGACAUUUUGGAGUUCCACCUUGCCAACGGCCAGAGGGAAGAGGCUGCCAAGGUGGAGCAAGAGAUCCGGGAUCAGGUGAAGGGCAACAAGACGGAGGAGCCUCCCUGUCUCCUUCGCCUUGCAGCAGUCUUCUACUCCAUGAGCGCCAUGGAGGGUGCCCGGACCCUUGUCGAGGAGGCUGUUGCCGGCUUCGGUGCAAGUGGAGACAAGGCUGGCAGCGUGACGGCCCUGCGCUCCAUGGCUAUGCUGUAUCUCUCGCAGCAGAAGUUUGAUGAAGCCUUGCAGGCUUUGGAGAAGGCCGUCCAGGGAACCGGCACGGAGAAGGCCAGCAUCCAGUAUGGCAUCUCACAGGUCUACGCCGCCAUGGGCGGCAAAGGCGUUAGCAGCGCCGUGGAUGCCCUGAAGAAAGCCAGGGCCUUCAUGAAGGAGGACGGGAACAAGGCUCUCAUGCCCUUGGGGCUUCUAGCAGGCUCUCCAACCGGUGCUGCAGCUGUACCCUUGUGUCCUGAGGCCAAGCCCGAGCCUAGAUGUGCCGUACAGAACACCCCAUGCGUAAUCUUCAAGUUCCUUUCAGACGACCUCCAAGUUGAAGUGGUCUCCAAGGAUGGUCAGCUGGAAGUGCUGCAGAUCAUGUCUGAGCUCAUGCUCAGCAAGCAGCAGGCAGAGAGUCAAGAUUCGCAAUGCAACGCGGAGAGGUUCGAGGUGGUGAAGCUCUAA
Molecule: messenger RNA, 888 nt
Organism: Symbiodinium necroappetens
Lineage: Eukaryota; Dinophyceae; Suessiales; Symbiodiniaceae
Source: the annotation of a GenBank genome assembly